ACAAAAAAAUUACAAAGAUUGGGCCAGUCAAUGGGCUUACGAAGGAAACAAGUGGGCCUCAUGAAGUCUGGUUCAUCCAUCCAGUUCCAGUAGAGGCUGUGACUAAACUCACUCUACUUCAUUGCUUUGAGCUCCCAACUCUCUCCAAUGGCAGUUUCAUUGCUUCCAUCUCUUUACUCCCUCAGAUUACAUACUGAAACAAACCUUGGCUCACACUCCUCUACUCUUCUUCUCUUCAAUCUCCAUGCCAGACCCAACAGGACUCGAACGCAAUCAACCAUUAUCGUAUUCUCUUCAAAAACAUCUGGGAAUGUAUCAGUAAGUGAAGAGGCCAAGAAAGAAUUACUUGAGAAAUAUGGUCUCAAUCCUGAUGAGUUCUUAUCCGAACCUUCUCUUAAGACUAGAAGGAGAAAGGGUCAAAAAAGUAGAGGAAAAGAUAAGGAACUCCCACAAGAGGAACCAAAGCCAACUCGAACCACUCAUAAACUUCUUCAGGUGCUUGGUGGAAAAGCUCGGAGAAUGAAAUUGUUAUCACCAAAGGGUAUGGAUGUAAGGCCAAUGAUGGAGGUUGUGAAAGGUGCAGCCUUUGAUAUAUUGCAGGCUGCUGGUGGUUGUCCUGCAGCUUUAAGGCCUGGCCGGUGGCUGGACUUGUACAGUGGAACUGGCUCUGUUGGGAUUGAAGCUAUUAGCCGCGGAUGUUCUGAGGUGCAUUUUGUUGAGAUGGACCCGUGGGUUGUUACGAAUGUAUUGCGUCCGAACUUGGAAUGGACAGGGUUUCUGGAUGCCUCAGUUAUUCAUACCGUUCGAGUUGAAAAGUUCUUAGAACGUUCAGACAAAUUUGUUGGUGAAAAUGCACCAUUUGACUAUAUUAGUAUUACCCCUCCUUAUACACAAGUUGACUAUGGGGUACUCAUGGACCAAAUUUCAAAUUCAGCCUUAAUUGGAGAAGAUACAUUUGUUGUAGUUGAAUAUGCACUAAGAACAGACAUGUUGGAUUCAUGUGGCAACCUGGUUAAGAUAACCGAUAGACGAUUCGGCCGAACUCACUUGGCUAUUUAUGGUCCUCAAUGGGCACAAAAGAAGAAGAAGUCUGAAAAGUGAACACUAAACUUGGGAACAUGGUUGUAUAGCUUUCAAUAGGAAUCUCUACUAAUAUUGGAAUGUUGGAAAUUGUAAUGGCACAUUUUCUAGGGUGGAAUUGGAAUUGGGGUUUGAAUGAGAGAUGGAAAUUCAGGAUAGGUUUUGUUAAUUGGAGAGCUCUUUAGAAGGAAUCUUAGAAAUAGAAAUUCGUUAUAAUCACAUUUGAUCCUCCCUUGUAUGUAAUCAAACAAUCCCACGUUCAAUGAUCAUAUUCCAAAUUAUAACC
This is a messenger RNA of Cannabis sativa, 1366 nucleotides long. RefSeq lists its product as uncharacterized. Gene Ontology annotation, biological process: rRNA methylation. Gene Ontology annotation, molecular function: methyltransferase activity. The coding region runs from base 148 to 1101 and encodes 317 amino acids. The transcript is spliced from 8 exons. The record is from RefSeq and is a predicted model, not a curated record. NCBI's taxonomy places the organism in Eukaryota, Viridiplantae, Streptophyta, Magnoliopsida, Rosales, Cannabaceae.